Molecule: messenger RNA, 1302 nt
Organism: Anopheles gambiae (African malaria mosquito)
Lineage: Eukaryota; Metazoa; Arthropoda; Insecta; Diptera; Culicidae
Gene: AQP
Product: aquaporin-11
Exons: 5
Coding region: 215-1012 (265 amino acids)
Cellular component (GO): cytoplasm
Molecular function (GO): channel activity
Source: RefSeq, a predicted model, not a curated record
AUUUUUACAUCACACCGCGACAGUCCGCCAGUCGGUGACCGAUCUCGAUCGUGAGCAUCGCGAGCUGCCCAGAAACUAGUUUGCUGUGGCGCGAAAAAGUGGCAAAAAGUAUUAUCAUAAUAAGUUUGUGGUUAUGGUGCAACUUUAGGGUGUGAAUUUUGAAAACAGAGAACGAAAAAGUUUGAAAAGUUACUUACUUACAUAUAAUAAACGAAUGACCAUGGCAACCAUAGAGCAGCUGGGCUACAGUGCAUUCUUCAUUGCGCUUACCUGCAUCUUCGCGAUCGUAGCGCGCCGCCUGAACGAACGCAUGUCGAAAGAUGGGCUGGUGAAGGAUUUAAUUUUCGAGGCGAUAGCAGCGGCAGAACUGUGCGGAUGUUGCUUCGAGCUGAUAAUUGUGGCGGACAAUUUUGGCGUCGCGACGUACGCGGUGUUCCUGUUUACGCUUACCAUUUGGUGGGGCCGCAACUGGGGCUCGGCUACCGCCUGCCCGUACACCUACAUGGAACAGAUUGUCGAAGGUGAGGUAAGCUUCAAGGAGGCUUCGCUCAAGAUCUGGGCCCAGCUGAUGGGAGGCUGCUGCAUAUUCCGCUACGUUCAACUGUAUUGGUGGUUUGAGCUGGCAGAAACUCACGAAGGCCGUGCCUUCGAAGACUGCAAGGCGGACCUACAGGUGAACCAGUACCUCGGUGCGUUCAUCGAAGGUUUUGCGACGCUCUGCUGCCGGCUCGCAUCGAAGGUGAUCUCGGAGAAGGAUGCCCGGUUCGGUGCGUUCAUCGAUUCGUUCAUCGGAACGAGCCUGGUCGUUGCCGCGUUCAACUACUCGGGCGGCUACUUCAACCCGGUGCUGGCGACCGCCCUGAAGUGGGGCUGUGCGGGCAAUUCCGCCCUCGAGCAUAUCAUCGUCUACUGGAUUGGAUCGUGCAUGGGUGCGGUGCUUUCGGUGCCACUGUUCAAGACGGCCACCUUCCGCAACAUGUUCCUGACCGACACCAAGACCAAGAGCGAAUAAGAUGGACGACAUAGGGGAGGGGGGGGGGGGGUGCUUCAAAAAGCGAAACCAAUUUCUAGUCAACGAAUGAAGCCUGAGGAAGGUUUAUUUAUACAAUGUUUAUUCAAUCCUUUGAAUUCUUCUACCCCUACAAGCGGCUAGCUACGAGAUCUAACGAAAUUUGUGGUAAUUUGUGGUGCAUUUCCGUCCCAGCGUAAGAAUAGAACGAGCUAUGUGUGUGUGUGUGAGAGCUAUGUGAUACAGGCUGGAUGUCCUAUUCGAUUAAUAAAAGGUCUUCCAAUUACUCUCCA